Molecule: messenger RNA, 699 nt
Organism: Tetrahymena thermophila SB210
Lineage: Eukaryota; Ciliophora; Oligohymenophorea; Hymenostomatida; Tetrahymenidae
Exons: 4
Molecular function (GO): protein binding
Source: RefSeq, a predicted model, not a curated record
AUGAACAAAUAAACUGAAAAUUAAGAAUAACCCACUAUAGCCCAGCAAGUUGAAAAGGCUUUAGAUGAAAAAGCACUUCACAUUUUAUUUUUAUCAGAAAUUAGGUUAAAAAAUUAUGAAAAAGCUUUAUAAAUAGCUUAAUAAAUUAUUAAAAAAGAACCAAAUAAUGAGAAAAUAAAAUAAUUUAUUGAAUUUUUGAAGGAAAACAGCAAAGAAUUAAAGGAAAUGGAAGAAGAGGAAGAAUAAGAAAAAUUAGAAAAAAGAGAAGAAGAAUUGGAGAAUGGAGUAGACUAUGAUAGUGAUGAUACCAGUGAUGAAGAAGAAGAUGACUAAUUUGACGAUGAGCAUAAUAAAAGUAAUUUUAGUGCAGCCUCUACUAAUGUUUCUCUUUCAGUACCUAAAAAAGUAGUCGAAAAUAAAGCCUAGAUUACUAAAACUGAAAUUAAAUAAAAUUCUUUAAAUAAGUCAACUUCUAGCAAAACAAUUAGCACUGCAUCAUCUUCAGCCCUUAAUAAAAAUUCAACAAUUCCUUCUUCAACAAAAUCAACAACUUCUUCUAAAACUAUCUCAAGCGGUAAUACUAUUUAAAAUAAAUAAAGUAGUAGUUCUACAUCAAAGACAUUAACGAAUACCGCUUCAAGUAAAACCUUAACAAAAUCUGGUGGAACAUCUGCUUCAACAUCAACAUUAAAAAAAUGA